Molecule: messenger RNA, 1836 nt
Organism: Musa acuminata AAA Group (dessert banana)
Lineage: Eukaryota; Viridiplantae; Streptophyta; Magnoliopsida; Zingiberales; Musaceae
Product: cytochrome P450 CYP72A616-like
Exons: 5
Coding region: 16-1620 (534 amino acids)
Molecular function (GO): oxidoreductase activity, acting on paired donors, with incorporation or reduction of molecular oxygen; monooxygenase activity; heme binding
Source: RefSeq, a predicted model, not a curated record
CCGUCAUCCGAGGAAAUGGACGCGCCGGCCGUCUCUUGUAAGUCCAUGGCCGUGGGUGAUUCCGUGUCAGAAGACAUGGCGUGGAGCCUCGUGUGGGGUGUGGGCGGGCUGCUGCUUCUGGUGUGGGCGCUGAGGACGCUGAAUUGGGCGUGGUGGACGCCGAGGCGGCUGGAGCGCGCGCUCCGGGCGCAGGGGCUCAACGGCACCCCCUACCGCUUCCCCAACGGCGAUCUCAAGGAGAACGUGCGGCUCGCCAAAGAGGCGCUCUCCACGCCCAUGCCUCUCACCCACAACAUCGUCCCUCGCGUCCUCCCUUUUCUCCGUCGCGCCAUCGACGAGUACGGCAAGAUAUGCUUCACUUGGUUUGGACCAGUACCUCGAGUGACGAUUAUGGAUCCCGAGUUGGUGAGGGAGGUUCUUUCCAACAAGUUCGGCCACUUUGGUAAGCCCAAAGGAAACCCCCUCGGAAGGUUUCUCUUUAGAGGACUUGUUUCGUACGAAGGCGAAAAGUGGGUGAAACAUAGGAGGAUUAUGAAUCCUGCUUUCCAUGUUGAGAAGUUGAAGCGAAUGUUGCCAGCAUUCUGUGCUUGCUGUAGUGAUCUGAUGAGCAGGUGGGAGAACCUGGUUGGCUCCGAGGCAUGUUACGAGAUGGAUGUUUGGCCUGAGUUCCAAAGCUUCACCGGAGAUGUCAUUUCACGAACAGCUUUUGGUAGCAGUUACGAAGAAGGAAGACGAAUUUUCCAACUCCAAGCCGAGCAGGCUGAACUCCUUAUCCAGUCUAUCCAAAAUCUAUACAUCCCAGGUUACAUGUUUCUUCCAACCCCUAAGAACAAGAGAAUAAAAGCAGUCAAUAGAGAGGUCCGAGUACUUCUACGAGGCAUAAUAAAGAAGAGGGAACAGGCUAUAAAAUUGGGCAAAGCAAGCAACGAUGACCUGUUAGGCUUAUUGAUGGAGUCCAAUUUAGAGCACUACCAAGAACAUGGGAACAAGAAUGCUGGGAUGACUACAGAGGAUGUGAUUGAGGAAUGCAAGCUGUUCUACUUUGCAGGGCAAGAAACAACAGCUGUGCUGCUAACAUGGACAAUGAUCGUCUUGAGCAUGCAUCCAGGCUGGCAGAUUCGGGCUAGGCAAGAGGUUCUUCAAGUCUUCGGAGAACGCAAACCAGAUUUUGAUGGCUUGAGUCACUUAAAGAAUGUUACAAUGAUUCUAUAUGAGGUUCUCAGGCUAUACCCACCAGCGGUUUUCCUCCAGAGGCAGACACACAAGACAAUGAAACUUGGAGAUGUGAUUUACCCACCAGGUGUGACGCUUUUGUUGCCGGUAAUCUUCAUUCACCAUGAUCCGAACUACUGGGGUAAAGAUGCCAACGAGUUCAAUCCAGAGAGAUUUGCAGAAGGGGUUUCAAAGGCAUCAAAAGACCAUGUCGCAUUCUUUCCAUUCGGUGGGGGUCCUCGAAUCUGCAUCGGCCAGAACUUUGCAUUGCUGGAAGCCAAGAUGGGACUAAGUAUGAUCCUUCAACGAUUCUCGUUUGAGCUUUCACCAUCUUAUGCCCAUUGUCCACACACGCUUAUAACUCUUCAGCCUCAACAUGGUGCUCAAAUAAGGUUACGCAGGAUUUGAAUGACCUCUUUUGUUUAUUCUGAUAUUUCGAUAUGCUUUGGGUGUUUUCUCUUAAUAGAUACUCUUUUCUGUUUCAAGUUGUCUAUUGAUUAAGGUUGUAGUGCUCCGAGCAUUGUACUUGUGCUACGAUAUUAUACCAUAAUCAUACAUUUGGUAUAUAUAUAUAUAUAUAUAUAUAUAUAUAUAUAUAUAUAUAUAUAGAUCCAGUUGUUUCGA